Molecule: messenger RNA, 3457 nt
Organism: Polyodon spathula (Mississippi paddlefish)
Lineage: Eukaryota; Metazoa; Chordata; Actinopteri; Acipenseriformes; Polyodontidae
Product: serine/threonine-protein kinase PLK4-like
Exons: 16
Coding region: 159-3086 (975 amino acids)
Biological process (GO): protein phosphorylation
Molecular function (GO): ATP binding; protein kinase activity; protein binding
Source: RefSeq, a predicted model, not a curated record
UGGAGAAAGUGCAAAAAUGUUGGAGUGGAAGAACAACACAAACUGUAGAUGCAGUUCCAGCGAAAGCACACGAGCCGUAAUGCAACUUUACAUCUGAUUAAUACAUUUAUAACAAGAGAUACAGAUGGUUUUGUGGAUUCUUUACAAAAAACGACAAGAUGAGUGUCUCCAUUGGAGAGAAAAUCGAGGAUUUCAAGGUUCUCACCCUUCUUGGGAAGGGAUCCUUUGCAUCAGUGUACAGAGCAAAAUCGGACAUCACUGGCUUGGAUGUAGCGAUCAAAAUGAUUGAUAAGAAAGUCAUGCAUAAAGUAGGGAUGGUCCAGCGAGUCCGUAGCGAAGUGGAGAUUCAUUGUCAGCUGAAGCACCCAUCCAUACUUGAGUUGUAUAAUUAUUUUGAAGACAGUAACUAUGUUUACCUGGUUCUGGAGAUGUGCCACAAUGGAGAGAUGAGCAGAUAUUUGAAAAACAGGAAGGGACCUUUCUCAGAAGAUGAAGCACGCCACUUCAUGCACCAGAUUGUGAAAGGGAUGCUGUACCUGCACACCCAUGGCAUACUACACCGGGACCUCACACUUUCCAACCUGCUGCUCUCCAGCAGCAUGAACAUUAAAAUCGCAGACUUUGGGCUGGCCACCCAGUUAAAACUGCCCAACGAGAAGCAUUUCACAAUGUGCGGGACUCCAAAUUACAUCUCCCCCGAGAUUGUCACACGCAGUGCCCACGGGCUGGAGUCUGACGUCUGGUCUCUGGGGUGUAUGUUCUAUGCCUUUCUGAUGGGCAGGCCACCCUUCGAUACGGACACGGUCAAACACACUCUUAAUAAAGUGGUAUUGGCCGAAUACGAGAUGCCGAGACACGUGUCCCGGGAUGCCCAGGACCUUAUUUAUCAGCUGCUUCGCAAAAACCCUCUGGAUCGGCUCAGCCUGUCCGCAGUGCUGGACCACCCUUUCAUGACCAAGUGUUUGUCAGCUAGGAGCAAAGACUCAGGGAUGGUGGAAGCUUCUAUGGAUAGUGGGAUUGCAACCAUAUCCACAGCCUCCACUGCCACCAUCAGGUCCUCUUCCACCAGCUCAAGUGGACGCUUGCACCAGAAGACCAGGCAUGUCAUUGGAAUGCCCCUUCCAAACAGAAUCAACGUGAUGCCCACCCACGACAGGCCCGACACCCAUGCUUCCUUGGUGGAUGGAAGCUCGGUUUACAAGGAGCAGGUGGUGCAUCAAGACGAUACUGGCAGGGGAGGCCGUGGGAGGCCGCUUCAGAAAUCCGAAGAGGAUCGGCCCCACUCACGUUAUCUCAGAAGAGCCCAGUCCUCCGAUCGGUCUGGGACCUCCAACAGCCAUGUGCAAGGGAAAGCAACCGGCACAAUGGAAAGAUGUCACUCAGUUGAUAUGCUUCCCAAGCCAGGCAGACUGGGAACCUGUGGAAACCAAGAAACCUUCUCCAGCGGCCACAGUUACAGAGACAUACCACACAGCUUUAAAGAAGACACAUCAAGUAGCACUGGUUCUCUGGACAGACGUAUGAUAUCGCCUCCUGUCAAACAGAAGGCCAAUUCAGAUUAUUUAUACCCCAGCAAUCCAGCUAUUCCAAUACAGCAACAGAGAACAGAGACUGAAGCAGUACACCAAUGGUUUGCAAAUGCUCAGCCCCAGCAAGGUUGCUUUAAAAAGCCAACUGACAUCAGCACCAUCAGCUGUGCGAGUGGAAGCUUCCAUAAUGGGAAACAGCACAUGAAAAGGGGCACCGACUCCUCCUAUGCAGACAUGCACAAUGACCCGCAAAUCAACUCAAGGGGGGAUGACGGUGCACUCCAUUCUCAAGUAGAAGGCAGUCGGAGAACCUCAGAUUUCCAUCCCCAUUGUGGGGCUGAACAAGGCGGGCCAACUCCCACAGAGAAGCCGAACUCCGGGAAUGAAAAGCCCUCUAUAAAGAACGUGGUCUGCCCUCUGAAUGCAAAGAGACUGAAGCCUAUCAGGCAGAAGACUAAGAAUGCAGUGGUGAGCAUCCUUGAUACAGGCGAGGUUUGCAUGGAGCUGAUUAAGGGACAAGGCUCCCAGGAGCGAGUUCGGGAGGUCCUGAGGAUAUCUUGCGAUGGUUCAAUGGUUACUAUUUACCAUCCCAAUGAGGGAAGAGGAUUUCCACUGGAUGAUCGGCCACCAUCCCCACCUGAAGAUAUUUUUAUUUACAGCUUUGAUGAUUUGCCAGAAAAGUACUGGAAGAAAUACCAGUAUGCCACCAAGUUUGUGCAGUUGGUGAAAUCGAAAACCCCCAAAGUGACGCUCUACACAAAAGAUGCAAAGAGCAUGUUGAUGGAGAACUCACCCAAUGCAGAUAUGGAAGUCUGUUUUUAUGAUGGUGCAAAAACACACAAGACCACAGAUUUCCUGCGGGUUAUUGAAAAGACAGGGAAGUCUUACACACUGAAAGGAGACGUAGGGCUCAAUGGCCUCAGUGAAGAAAGCAGAGCCUAUGUGGAACUUUCAAACAAGGCUCACCGGACAUGCCUUGCACUGGAGGCUGCUAUCACUCUAGAAGAGAAUAGAAAUGAAAAGAAUAUUCCCUUUUUUCCAAUUAUUGUUGGAAGGAGACCAGGUAACCUAGAUUCUCCGAACACUCCCUCGUUACCUGCACAGAAAACAAAAAGCUCAGGCAGGGAGCAGCUGUCGGCAGAUGGGCUGGUGUUGGGGAGCAGCACGUCCCCUAGCCAGGCGUCCAAUAUAGCUCCUUCUAUGAUUUCUUAUGAUGGAUCAGUUUUUACCUCUGUCAGCACUGCUGGAAGUAAAUGUCCACUGUCUGCAAAACAGGGUGUCAUUCCAAAUACAGGGCAGGUUCUGAAGUCUGUGUUUGUGCCAAAUAUCGGCUGGGCUUCUCAGCUGGCCAGUGGAGAGGUGUGGGUGCAAUUCAAUAACGAUGGGUCCCAGCUGGUGGUACAGGCAGGGGUCUCCUCGAUCAUCUACACAUCACCUCAAGGCCAGACAAAAAGGUAUGGAGAAAAUGACAAGCUUCCUGAAUCUGUGAAAGGAAAGCUGAAGUGCUUAUCCUCCAUUCUGCCAUUGCUGGCAAGUCCAGUAGCAACUCAGCACUGACGUGAAUCACACAACAGCAUCUGAACCUCUGUGUAUUAGACCUGUGAGAUUCUGUACAAACUGUUUUUUGUAAAACUGUACGAAUACUUUUGAAUGUUUUGUCUGUAAAUACAUUUCUAUUUGUAAAUUGUAUAUUGCGUUCAAAUAAUGUAUAUGAAAAAUACCUAUUUUUUUUUUUUUGUUUAACUUCUGUUUUAUAUUUUACCAUUUACCACCCCUUGAGCGGUGAAACAUUGUAAUUAUAAAUAGUAUAAGCAGUGUUAAAUAUAUAUUUUUUUAUAGAUCGAGUUUUACCUCGGCACUGUUACCAGCAUCUAGCUCUAUGAAAUACGAAGCUGUGUAUUAAUACGAGCUAAAGCAAUAAAUGAUGU